CCACGGAGUCUGAUCGGGUUCUUGUAACAUCAACAUUUGUUUUUGUCAGCAGUUGCCCACACUAGCUGUCCGGUUCGCGUAGUCUGUUCUUUGUCUUCCAACCAAAAAGCUAUGAAAAUCGCGAAAAACUCCUAAACCGUGAGCGUCUGCCGCGAGAAAACCGUCCCCGAACGCCAAAGACGCCCACCUUCAGUGAUCAAAAGUUCUAAAUCCCACACGUGACGUCGUUAAAGCCUAGGGUGUUGUAAAAUUAGUGAAUGAAUUGUUCUUUUCGGUUCGACCCACCCCCUGCGUUCUUCUCUUCUGUCAUGUGCUCCACGGAUUCCCUUGCAUGAGGAGCGCGGAUUAGGCAGCAUGAAGUAAAGACAUGGCCCGGCGACGCAAGCAGCGCAUCAAGUCGUCUUGAGGGAUCGCAGCCAUGGACCACAGCGUCAAGGCCAUGACGUCCCCUCGCAUCCUCACCCGGGUGCUCAACCCGCACCGCUUCGAGAACGACGAGCUGGAGCAGCUCUACCAGCGCUACAUCUGCAAACUGCAGCACUCCAGCGUGGCGGCCGUGGUGGCCAUCUUCGUGGUGCUGACGGCGCUGCUGGCCAACCUGGGGUUGAUCUACGCGCAAGGCCCCACCGCCCAGAACGUGUACCACGCCGCCCAUUGUAUCCUCUUCGCCCUGCUGCUGGGCUUCCUGCACACGCGGUUCAUGCAGGACGCGUACUUGCUCUGGGUCUGCUACGUGGUGCUGUUCUUCCUGGCCAUCUUCUGCGCGCUGGCGCUGCCGCUGUACCCCGAGAGCUCGACGGCGAAGGUGGCGGCCGAGGGUACGUGGCAGGUGGUGUUCGUGGUGUUCCUGGCCUACGCGAUGAUGCCGCUCAAGUCGUGGAUCGCGGCCAUCUUCGGGCUGCUGCUGUGCUGCGCUCACGUCACCAUCGCGACGCUCUUCGCCAGGGAUUUCCAGGAGCUGAUGUGGCAGCAGCUGAGCGCCAACGUGGUGGUUUUUUUAUGCGUGAACGUGGUCGGGGUGUUCACCCACAACCUGAUGGAGCAUGCACAGAGGAAGGCGUUUUUGGACACGAGGAACUGCAUAGCGGCGCGGCUGGAGAUGGAGGACGAGAACGAGAAACUGGAGAGGCUACUUUUAUCAGUGUUGCCACAGCAUGUCGCAAUGGAAAUGAAAAACGACAUCAUAUCGCCGGUCGAAGGCCAGUUCCACAAGAUCUACAUCCAGAAGCACGAAAACGUGAGCAUCCUGUUCGCCGAUAUCGUCGGAUUCACGGUAUUGGCAUCGCAGUGCACCGCCCAGGAAUUGGUGCGACUCCUCAACGAAUUGUUCGGGAGAUUCGAUCAGCUAGCGAACGAUAACCACUGUUUGCGCAUCAAGAUCCUGGGGGACUGCUAUUAUUGCGUCUCUGGGUUGCCGGAGCCGCGAUCCGACCACGCUCACUGCACCGUCGAGAUGGGGCUGGACAUGAUCGACGCCAUCGCCAGCGUGGUGGAAGCCACCGACGUCCAGCUGAACAUGAGGGUGGGAAUCCACUCGGGGCGGGUGUUGUGCGGGGUGCUGGGGCUGAGGAAGUGGCAGUACGACGUGUGGUCGAACGACGUCACCUUGGCUAACAACAUGGAGGCAGGGGGAGAACCCGGGAGAGUGCAUAUCACCCAAGCGACUCUGGAUUACCUAGGGGGCGAAUACGAAGUGGAACCAGGUAACGGCGCCACGCGCAAUCAGUACCUGAGGGACCACUGCGUCACGACGUAUUUCAUCGUGCCACCGGCUCGCAGGAGAAAGCCACUCUUGUUCAACACGCUGCAGGUCCGGUCUGCCCUUGGUGCGGCUCAGAGGCGCAAGCUCAGCUUCAAGAACGUCUCGAACGUGGUGGUCCAGCUCCUCCACUCGAUCAAGUACUCCAUGGAAGUGCCCUUCUCCAACAUGGCCCUCCAGCCCGACCUCAAGUCCACCAACGCCAGGAAGGUGCUAGAUCUGCAGCGGGUGCUCCAUGCGGACCCUUCGGCGUGCGAUUCGUCCCAGCACCCUGCUGAAACUAGCAGCAAAGUGCUAGAACUGCAGAGGGUGCUCCAUGCCGAAAUCUCACCCUCCACAGAACAAACACGCUCCCCAGAUACAGAGACCAAUAAUAAAGUGACGGAAAAGUUCAAAAGGCCGUUUAAAAAGAGGCACUCCAGCGUUUACCACCAACCCUCGAACAGGGUUAAUAAAUACUUGGCGCAGGCAAUCGAAGCGAGAAGUGUUGACAGAGAAAAGUCGACCCACGUUAACUUGUUUACUCUUUGCUUUAAAGACAGCAGCAAGGAGAACCAGUACCACGACGAUCUCGACGUAGGAUACAGUUCGUCUCUAGUGUGCGCUUUAGUUCUUUUGGUUCUUCUGGGGGUCCUUCAAGUGACGGUUCUACCCAGGACCAUCAUCCUACUUUUACUGUUUCUCACAGCUUUCGUCUGGAUUUCGGUGGUCCUUAUGUUAUUGUUAGCCGUCCGUCUGCGGUGGAUUUUAUGGGAUAUUUCUCACAGUUUCGUCUUGAGACUGGCCAUCACCGUCUUCACGAUAGUCUUAAUAUACACGGUGGCCCAAGUUAACGUGUUCACUUGUCGACCACCCGACGAGUCCAAGUGCGCCCCCAUAACUGCAAACGUCACGUUGGACAGUAGUUUCAAAGAAGCCGACCAUCGAGCCUGUCCGCUGCCUCAAUAUAUAGUGUUGUCGUGCGCUCUCGGGUACCUCGCCGUCGCCAUCUUCCUCCGGCUUCCCAUUUUACUCAAAGCCGUGCUCUUGGUCAUCAUGUCCACCGUGUAUAUCCUGUUGAUCGAGCUAUCGCACACCAAGUUGUUCAAGUGUUACGACAAGCGCGUCAACCCGAUCGAGCUCGUCAUCCCCGCCGACGUCCUCAGCGUCGUCCAGGUCCUCAUGUUCGUCCUCGCCGUGCUGCUGCACGGCCGCCAAGUCGAGUGGACCGCUCGCCUCGACUUCCUGUGGCAGGUUCAGGCCAACGAGGAGAAGCGCGAGAUGGACGCCCUCCAGCACUCCAACAAGCGCAUCCUCUUCAAUCUGCUGCCGGCGCACGUCGCCACCCACUUCCUCGACAACCAAUUUCGCAACAAUAUGAAUACUCUAUCACAGGAACUGUACCAUCAAAGCUAUUCAAGAGUGGGGGUUGUUUUUGCGUCAAUCACAAAUUAUCACGAGUUCUAUACGGAACUGGACGGGAACAACCAGGGGGUGGAGUGUCUCAGGUUGCUUAAUGAGAUUAUAGCGGAUUUCGACGAUCUGUUGGGCGAGGAGAGGUUCAAGGCGAUCGAUAAGAUCAAGACGGUCGGGUCCACGUACAUGGCGGCGGUCGGAUUGAUGCCGGACUUGAGGAUUCUGGACGAGGACGAGACCACGGCGGGGAUACAUUUGAGCACGCUGGUGGAGUUCGUGUUUGCGAUGAGGGACAGGCUGCUGAAUAUCAACGAGAACUCGUACAACAACUUCAUGCUGAGAGUGGGAAUCAAUAUAGGACCCGUGGUGGCAGGGGUUAUAGGUGCCAGAAAGCCCCAAUAUGAUAUAUGGGGUAACACCGUCAACGUCGCAAGCCGUAUGGAUUCCACCGGCUUACCCAACCACACCCAAGUAACCGAAGAAGUCUACCAAGUCCUCAAAUCCUACCCGUACGAGUUCCAGUGCCGCGGCAAAGUCAAAGUGAAGGGCAAAGGCGACAUGACCACUUACUUUUUAAUCGACAGGAAGCAACCGGGCACUUUGCGCGUCGAGGAGCUGAACAGCCUCCGAUCGAAUUCCACCUCGACCACCAGCAACAUGUACGGCGGCGUCGCCACCCCGCUCGCUCUCCUCCACCACAGCGAAAUGAACGGUCGAACGAAACACCCAGCCCUCCAGACGAGGUCCAGCUCGAGGGAAGACAGCUACAGCGGAAUCCGGAACGCCAUGAGGCUGCCGCCGCUGCGCGAGGCGCCUCAUCGGGACCACGCGACCAACGGCUGUGAAAACGAACCAUUAUUGCCUUCGGCGGCGGCGUGCAAAGCCACCAGGAACGGCAAAAAACUGGUGCCCGAGGAGAACCUCCCGCCGCCGCCGCUGCCGCCGCACAAGAACGCGGCGCUGCAGAGGCAGCCGGUGCAGGACAUGAAGUACACGCCGCCUUGGCCGCGCGCCCCCAACCCCUACUCCGCUAUUCCGGCCCGCCCCCCUGAGAACAUCAAGCCGUACUUGAAGCCGUUGCCAAAGCCGCCGGGGAAGGAAUCCCCGAAUCGACACCACCGUAAACAUCACAAUGGGGCUACAGGCCCCGUCCCUCCCCCCCACCAACUCAUCGCCCCUCACCAGAACACGCCCGAACGCACCCCCGAACUCCUCCGAAACAAGAUCCAGACCAGGCAUAACCCGCUCCAGAGUAGACAUAGUCCUUUGCACUCCAGGCAUAGCCCCCACCAGAACAGGCACAGUCCUUUGCAGAGGCACUACUCGGAUGAGAGUCUCGGGGGGUUGUACGCCACUGGGGUACCUCAGCGUAUUCAUUCUUCAGCCGACGAGAUCAGCUCGCUGAAUCACUCUCCGAGUAUCAGUAGUUCCGACGAGAGUUAUAGUAGAACUACCGACGCUGACGCGUCGCCUUGCGUCUCUCCGCCUCUACCCACCGACACGCAGCAGUUCCUAUUUCCUUCCGAUAUUCAAGUGAACCCGUGUUCGAGUCCGGAGGUGUCGCCGAGGGCGUCGCUGGAUUAUAUACCGGCUAAUUGCUCACUGCGUAACAAUUCGACGGACAGGGUUAACGCGAAAAGGAAUAACUUGCCGCCGAAUGCGGUCCUGGCGCUGGCUGGUACCUGUAACACUGUGGAUUCGUCGAUCGUGACGAGUCCGCCGGUCCUGGACGGCGAGGAAAGUUGCAAAGGGGAAAGUUGUGCCAGUUUCGAGUUCGUGAGUCGACCCAAACCCAAGCCGACGUCGCUCUUGCGCGCGAACAGCGCCAACGGCGCCGUCUCCAAGAUCCCCGUGAAACAAAAGAGCUUGGACAAGCGCACGAGGAACGACAGCGACUCGGUGCUCGAGUGUAACAAGCUAGCGGCGAACUGCAAACGCUCGCCGAGUUUCAAAGAAGCCGAAGAAAUCCGGGAGCUCCUCAAGGAAGACGAAACGAAAAACGAAAAGAGUCUGAAAAAGGACGGCUGCUGCCAGACCGACAAGAAGGACUUGAGGAGGUUUAAGACGUCUCCGUCGGGAUUCAGGGAUAAGAUCUCCCCGAAUAACAAAGUGAAUAACACCGAGAACGAGAAUUUGAUCGGGCCGUUCGAGAGAGAGAUCCAGAAGCUGCUCGACGAACAGAAUCUCUUGCAAAAUAUCCCUCCAAAAUUCGAGCUUAAUCAACAGAAUAAAGAUUUGGCUUUGGAGCCGCUCGUAAGGUACGCUCCAAACAAUAACAAUCACCAGGUGGGCCUUGCGGCGAUACAAGCUCUAGCUCUAGGCUUGAGAGUGAAUCCCACGGGCAGUGUUACCCUACAGUGCAUGUCCCCUCCUAGAGCAAGCAGCAAAGAGGGAUCGCUUAAGAGGGGAGCCUCCCCUGGACCGUCCGAAUCUCAUAAACAGCCAAAAGUCUCGCCUCUUGACAGAGCUCCGAAAUCGACCGAAGAGGUCGAUAUUGACUGUGAUAUGCCUGAAGUUCAGAAGAGAGACGACGACACCGACCUCGAAAGUUUCGAAAGGGAAGAGAAGCGCAUGGAAGAAGAAGCAGCAAGGCCGGUGGACCGCGAGUUGGAGGAGGAAGUGAAGAGGUUGCUCGAAGAGAAGGUCCAAGAGAAGUUGAGGAGUCUCGAAAACGGGGCGGCGGAGGCGCAAGCCGCCGCCGCCGAAGGUAGCCAAUCGGAGUGGUCGGAAGACGAGGACGGGGGGGCGUCGGAGCCGCUUUUGAACGACAGGGAGUCCACAGGGUACACCACGGACGAUCCGGCUCUGGAGAACAUAUCCAUGAUUCACGAAACCGGACUCACCGAUGCCGAGGGUGCAUUGAGUGACGUCAACUCGGCUUAUAACGACCACAACCACGACGGAGACAUGGACGACAACACCAGCAUGUCGUCUCGGGCUUCAUCCCGCAUCUUCGACUCGGACGCCAUGAUGUCGUUGGAUUCCCUCAGUGCUCUCUACGAUUCGGAAUACGAUAAUUGCUAUCGAACUGAUGACGAUCUAAAUGCAGUACCUGACCUCGACAGACUCAACUACUUUUCAGUGCCUGCGAAUGACGUUCAUCUCGCAAACAUUCGAUCGAUGAGUGAGAGUAUAACUAGAAACUUUGGACAACCACGAAGCGAAACUGAUCCAGAUAGUGAUGUUUGAAGUAGGUGCGAUCGAUUAGGAUCUUAAAUUUUCUAUAAGUUGGUAAAUUAUAUUAACAAAGACUAUUUGUCGAUAUUAAUCUGAAUGUAUAUUUCAAUGGAGAUGCGGAGAUUGGAAGUGGGGUGAUUGUCUUCUAGUAGGGGUAUUAUUCUCGAAUCGAUUAGUGAGGCGCCCUCUGUCGGUCAGGUCUUGUUAAUCAAUAUCUUUUGGUAUUUUUUGUUUUUUGAUAUUUAGAGUAGACACGUGCAGUGGUGCUUCUAGCCGAAGGGACUGAUUCAUUUGUGAUCUUCGUUUCGUAGGCAGCUCUCUAUAAAGCUGGAUAUCACCCACUUGUAGUUGGUUUAAACCAAAGAAUGCAAUUUUAUACAAUAGUGAUAUCUUUGUUGUACGAUUCAUAAUUUUAUUACUUAACUAAAUACUAAAAGGAAUGAUAGUGGCUCAAAUAACUUGUAUAAAUAAACCUUGCUGCGGCGUCUCAUUUUUUUAUGUACAUAUAUACAAUUGUCAUUUGGUUCUUUUAUUUAUUUUAUUUGUAACGUUUAUUUUAUCUAAGUUUCAACAUCCUGUUACCAUCAUUGAGGCAAUAUUUUGUAUUUUUAUUAAUAUAUAUAGUUUAUUUAUGCAAUUAUAAAUUGCCGUUUGUACUUAAAUUAUGUGUAAAGCUCGAAAAUUUUGUACUUCUUUUUAUAUACUUUUGUUACAGUUUACAUGAAAUGUAUUAUUUGUUAAUUAAACCGAAUUACGUUAUGCUCCCGUUCCGGGAACGUAAUGUAGUUUCCUGUUUCUGUGAUCACCAUCUCUAAGUGUAGCACUAAAAAUAUAUCGGUGGUAUGUAAAUAACUUCUAUUUUCUUCAGAAAAUAUCCAUCUUGGUGUUUAUUAUUAUUGUUGUUCUCUUUGUAUUUCCUGUUUUCUGUAAUUAUAUUUUCUACUCUAAUCUGUAAAGACUAAAAUUAUCAAUGUGUUGGAAAAUUUUUAAUGAUUUAUUAAAUGCUUAUAAAGUAAAACCAAAUACAUCAUAAA
Messenger RNA from Zophobas morio, 7365 nucleotides. It is a transcript of the gene rut, whose product is annotated as Ca(2+)/calmodulin-responsive adenylate cyclase. The transcript has 21 exons. Bases 419 to 6343 code for a protein of 1974 amino acids. The record is from RefSeq and is a predicted model, not a curated record. Gene Ontology annotation, biological process: adenylate cyclase-activating G protein-coupled receptor signaling pathway; intracellular signal transduction; cAMP biosynthetic process. Gene Ontology annotation, molecular function: adenylate cyclase activity. Lineage: Eukaryota; Metazoa; Arthropoda; Insecta; Coleoptera; Tenebrionidae. Gene Ontology annotation, cellular component: plasma membrane.